This is a messenger RNA of Bemisia tabaci, 1926 nucleotides long. RefSeq names its product prohibitin 2 (gene Phb2). Lineage: Eukaryota; Metazoa; Arthropoda; Insecta; Hemiptera; Aleyrodidae. Gene Ontology annotation, biological process: mitochondrion organization. The record is from RefSeq and is a predicted model, not a curated record. Gene Ontology annotation, cellular component: mitochondrion; membrane.
AUUUCCUCAACGUUCCCCUUUGAUUUCAUUUACAUGCGAAAGACGUGCGCCGUGAAACCUAAUUUUAAUUUGUGGGUAAUUUUUAAGUUUUAAUCAUUAGAUAGUUACUUCAAGUCGGAAAAUACACAAUAUGGCUCAAGGUAAAAUUAACGAUCUCGCUGGCAAAUUUUCCAAAGGCCCUGUCAAAGGUCUAGGUGUGUUCGCUGCUUUCGCCGGAGCCGCCGCUCUUGGGAUCAGUCAAUCCAUGUUCACCGUUGAGGGUGGUCACCGUGCUAUCAUAUUCAGCAGGCUAGGUGGGAUUCAGAAAGAAGUAUACGCCGAAGGAUUGCAUUUCCGACUACCAUGGUUCCAAUAUCCAAUUAUAUACGAUAUCAGAUCACGGCCACGAAAAAUUUCCUCCCCGACUGGUUCAAAGGAUUUACAGAUGGUCAACAUUUCCUUGCGAGUUCUUUCAAGGCCUGACUCACAGGAAUUACCCACAAUGUAUAGACAGCUGGGAUUAGAUUAUGAUGAGAAAGUGCUGCCUUCCAUCUGUAAUGAAGUUUUAAAGUCAGUUGUCGCCAAAUUCAAUGCAUCUCAACUCAUCACACAGCGUCAACAGGUUUCCUUAUUAGUCAGGAGAGAAUUAAUUGAAAGAGCUAGAGACUUCAAUAUCAUCCUUGAUGACGUGUCCAUCACUGAGCUUAGCUUCGGAAAGGAAUACACAGCUGCAGUUGAAGCCAAACAAGUUGCGCAACAAGAGGCUCAACGAGCUGUGUUCGUUGUUGAGAGAGCCAAGCAAGAGCGACAACAAAAAAUCCUGCAAGCCGAGGGAGAAGCUGAAGCUGCAAAAAUGUUAGGAGAGGCUGUAGGAAGAAACCCAGGUUACCUGAAAUUGAGAAAAAUUAGAGCAGCGCAAGCUAUUGCUAGAACUAUUGCCAACUCACCAGCUAACAAAGUUUACCUCAACGGUUCCAGUUUAAUGUUGAAUAUCAGUGAUGCAGAGUUUGAUGCAGCCAGUGAGAAAUUGAAAGGGGCAGGGUCAGGUGUUGGCUCAGUGCAAUAUGAAAGCGAUAAAGGUGUAGCUGGUACAGCCCUCUCCGCAGCCAAACGAAUUUCUCAGUAGGAUCGUCAAGUUUCCUGUCUUUUAGACGCGUGACGUUCAUGUCUCUUCAGUCAGUUUGCUGGGUCUUCAAUUUAGAAUCCAAAUGUCGGUUUUUCUGCAGAAAUCUCCAAAGUUGAUACACCUAAAAAUUUUCUCAGUUCCCCUGAAGCCUUAUCACAUAAAAUCUGUGUGGCACGAUGCUCAAUUUUUGGUUUUUAUUAGGCGCUAUGUUUCCAGCCUGGUUCCUAACAAGUCUUCAGUCACAUGUUUUUUUCUUAUUCGCCCAAGACUGAGGAAUAUUUUCCACACUAAUUUUAGCGUUUUAUGUUUAUUUUCCCCGUUCCUGUACAUGAAACUCCCUAUCAUUUUACACAGGAUUAUUUUAUGCUCUUCUUUAAAUGUCUGUCCAGAAAAUUCUUACCAAAUCGAUUUUAUCACUGUCACUCUCCACUUUUAACGUAUUCCACUUCAUUCAUCAUCUUUUAAUGCAUCUUUGCAACUUCUCAACUAUUAAUCAACUUUUAUUCUCCCCGAAGGUUUACUUUCUCUCCAAAUAAUUUUUUGUUAUUUUUAAGAAUGUCUGCAUGUUGAAUAAAAAAAUCAUAAUCAUAACUGAAAUUGACCAAGUUGUCUUGAUCUGAAGUGUUAUUUGUGAUAUUGAUUUUAGUUAAUAUAAAACAAUCUUUUUCUGUCAAGUGAAUCAACUUACAAAGUAAAACAGAAGAUCCUUCAUCUUGUCUCUUACAUUUUGUUUUGACGUGAAUAUGAAAACUGCUUACCAAUUAGAUGUAAACUCUGAUAAACAAGCCUCAAAGAAAACUUUGAAAGCGACCCACCAAAAA